Aspergillus alliaceus is the source of this 1852-nucleotide messenger RNA. RefSeq names its product Gfo/Idh/MocA family oxidoreductase. Gene Ontology annotation, molecular function: nucleotide binding. The record is from RefSeq and is a predicted model, not a curated record. Bases 646 to 1737 code for a protein of 363 amino acids. The transcript is spliced from 2 exons. NCBI's taxonomy places the organism in Eukaryota, Fungi, Ascomycota, Eurotiomycetes, Eurotiales, Aspergillaceae.
GUACUUCCAUUUUCCUUCUAUCACAUUAGCCAAUAUUAAAGACGGUUAAGUUGCGCUUCGGUGAUCUUAAAAGGGGGUAGGUACAUGGAGUUCCCAACCGAGGGAAGAUAGGAAUGUUAUACCGAUAAUACUUGGUUGGGAAGGGAGGGAAUAAGUCAUGGUCCUAUUUUCUUGCUGUGUUAAAUAGUAUAGGUCAACUGCUGGAUUCAUGUAACAUUCAUGGUGUCUUUCUAUCCAGCAUUGUCAUAAAGAAUACGAGAGAAAGAGAGAGAGAUGAGACUGCGGAAGUUUAAGCACGGUUGAUGCAACCAUAGCGUACCGACGUUAUAAAUCAGGUUCUUCCUUCACAAGGGCAUUCGAAGGAUUUGUGACUCAUACGAGGAAUACGCCAUAACUAAGAGUAUAGACAAGCCAAUAGAAAUGUAACCGAGAAAUCUCCACCUUCCUCGACGUAUGUUCCCCUCGUAUAAGGUUACAUGAGAGAGACAUUCUAACGUCCCAUCCACCAAGAAGGUUGGUUAAUAAGUAGCUACAAUCCAAUCCUCCUGUUCGAGUUAAAAAGGCAAUAAUGAACGUCUCCGCAGGGGUGUUGCGAAGUCUUCCUUCGCCUUUUUCUCUCCUUCCUGACAGUCCACAGUCAAAUAAAUGUCCAGAAUGGAAAUAAAUCCCGACGAUCCCCUAUCGGUUGUAGUGGUUGGAAUGGGGCAGAUGGGUCACAGCCAUGCGCUGGCCUACCACCGGAACCCAGGGUUUCGGAUUGUCGGCCUCUACAACCGAAGUCCAGUCAAGAACUUACCCGAUGAACUCGCACAAUAUCCGUUUCUGCCAAGUUUCGAGGAGGCUCUCACGCUCAAACCCAAAGUUGUGUCGAUCAACACGCAUACUGCCACUCAUGCGGACUAUGCCGUGGCAGCGAUGGAAUCCGGAGCACACGUCUUCGUGGAAAAGCCUCUGGCAACCACAGUCGAAGAGGCAGAGCGUGUGGUAGCGACUGCUCGACGAACAAACCGUAAAUUGGUCAUCGGUUACAUCCUACGGCAUCAUCCUAGCUGGAUCAAGUUCAUCCACCAUGCUCGGCAGCUCGGUCCGCCAUUCGUCAUGCGGAUGAACCUGAAUCAGCGAUCCAGCGGUGAUGCGUGGGCCAUUCAUAAACGUCUCCUCCAGGAUGUCAAGAAUCCGGUUGUUGACUGCGGCGUGCAUUAUGUCGAUGUUAUGUUGCAGAUUGCCGAUAGCAAGCCGAUUCAAGUGCGUGGCAUGGGCCUCCGUCUCAGCGAUGAUCUUCCGGCGGAUGGACAGGUAAAUUAUGGGCAUCUCCAGGUCCUCUUUGCCAAUGGGUCAAUCGGAUGGUAUGAAGCUGGAUGGGGUCCGAUGAUGUCGGAGGAGGCGUACUUCGUCAAGGAUGUGAUGGGUCCUCGUGGCUCGGUAUCGAUUGUGAUGGACGAGAAAGCACCAAGCAACGGCAAUCCUGGCGACUCUGCUAAUAUCAAUAACCAUACCAAAACAUCGAAUCUACGUGUGAGCACGGUGGUUGACGGUCACUCUCAGGACGUAGUCCUAUCAAUGGAAGGGGAGCCAGAUCAUUAUGGAUUGUGCGCACGGGAGCAGCAGUUUUUGUUGGAUGUCAUUCGCGAGGAUCGAGACCUCGAACAACAUAUGGACGCUGCCGUUCUAUCGCUGUCUAUUGUACUUGCAGCAGACCGCUCAAUGCGCGAGCAUCGUGCAAUUGACAUUGGGUAAUGGCCUCUUUACGAAACGAGUCAACGGAGAAGUUAGAUCUCUUGCAUCCUCAGCGCUUCCGUUGCGAUAUAUACAUAUAGGCUUAUGUAUCUAUAUCUCCUUGAUAUGCUUCACC